GCUGUGACUCCAAAGAAACUCCUCAUCUCUCUAUCUAAAUCUACAUCCACUGUUUAUUUAUAUCUAUCUGAGGGGGUCUACAUGUGUUUUGCAGCGCUCCCUUGUGAAUGACUGGACACCGACUGGUUCCUCAUUAGCUCGUCCCAUCUCAGUAAUCUUUCAUCCCCAUUGGCUGCUCUCAGGACAGCCCUCCUGACACCGACCAAUGGCAGCAGCUCCAUAUGCACAUAACCACUCCUCCCUGCUCUUAAAGAGCCCCCAUGACUUCAAUGGAGACUCAAUCCCCUCACUGACUUACUCAGCCUGAGUGCGCUCUCACCACUGCUGCUCUCCAUCCAUCUGUGUCCGUCUUUUAUUCUCUCUUUCUCUCUCCAUCACCUCCUCUGAUCUUUCUCCUCUUCUCCACACUUCCUCUUCCCUCUCUCUUCAUCUCUACCUCAGGUUUUUCCUCCUCUUCUUCUCUCUGUAUCACCACCACUCUUCCUCUCUCCACACGUACUCCUGAGCCUGAGUGUGCAGCACCUGUGCAGACUGGAGUUUGUCGGGCCGAGGCAGAGCGGGGUUUUUUUUUAUUGUGUGAGUGUGUGUGUGUGUGUUGAACAGGGGAGGGAGGGGAGACAACACCCAGGAACACCUGACCAACAUUUCAUCAAGAUAUGUGGAGACUUAGGAACUGAUCUCCUCCUCCAGCUUUUCCCCCAGCUGUUUGUUUAUCUGUUUUUUUAUUGCAACACCUGGAAUGCUUAACGUGGACUGAUGGAUGUUUCCGAACUGUGCAUCCCUGACCCUCUCUGCUACCACAACCAGUAGGUUGCUAACCAGAAUGCCCGCUGAGGACCGACACUUAUCAUCCAGCUGUGGUUCUUACGUCAAAACCGAGCCCUCCAGUCCAUCCUCCUCGCUAGUAGACACCGGCAGCCACCACAGUCCCAGCGGCAACUCCGACGCCAGCGGCGGCUACGUGAACAGCAGCAGCAGACACUCGCACGCCCUGGACUCCCCGCCAAUGUUCAACCCAGGCAUGCUCGGAGGCGGCGCCGCCUGCCUACGCCGCUACGAGGAGUGCUCCGGCGUCGUGGCGGACGACUCGCCGAUCAAGUGCGAGUACAUGCUCAAUGCCAUUCCCAAGAGGCUGUGCCUGGUGUGUGGUGACAUUGCCUCGGGGUACCACUACGGGGUGGCCUCCUGUGAGGCCUGCAAAGCCUUUUUCAAAAGGACGAUACAAGGGAAUAUCGAGUACAGCUGUCCCGCCACCAACGAGUGUGAGAUCACCAAAAGGAGACGCAAGUCGUGCCAGGCCUGCCGCUUCAUGAAAUGUCUUAAAGUGGGCAUGUUGAAAGAAGGUGUACGUCUGGACCGGGUGAGAGGGGGGAGACAGAAGUACAAACGGAGGUUGGACGCAGAGAACAGCGCCUACCUCGGCCUCAGCAUCCCCCCUCCAGCCAAAAAGCCACUGACGAAGAUCGUUUCCCAUCUGUUGGUGGUGGAGCCAGAGAAGAUCUAUGCCAUGCCUGACCCCACCAUGCCCGACGGAGACAUCAAGGCCCUGACCACGCUGUGUGACUUGGCUGACCGUGAGCUGGUGGUCAUCAUCGGCUGGGCCAAACAUAUCCCAGGAUUUUCCACUCUGUCGCUGGCAGACCAGAUGAGUCUACUGCAGAGCGCCUGGAUGGAGAUCCUGGUGCUGAGCAUCGUGUUUCGCUCGCUGCCCUGCGAGGACGAGAUCGUGUACGCAGAGGACUAUGUGGUGGACGAGGAGCAGGCGAGGAUCUCAGGCCUGCUGGACCUGCACGUCGCCAUCCUGCCACUGGUCCGACGCUACAAGAAGCUGCGCAUGGAGAAGGAGGAGUUCGUCACGCUCAAAGCCAUCGCCCUCGCCAACUCGGACUCCAUGCACAUAGAGAAUAUCGAGGCCGUCCAAAGGCUCCAGGAUUCUCUCCACGAGGCCCUGCAGGACUUUGAGGGCUCCCAGCAUCCCGAGGACCCUCGACGGGCAGGCAAGCUGCUAAUGACCCUGCCUCUGCUCCGUCAGACCGCCACCAAGGCCGUUCAGCACUUCUACAGCAUCAAAAUGCAGGGCAAAGUCCCCAUGCACAAACUAUUCCUGGAGAUGCUGGAGGCCAAGGCUUGACACCUGGGCCAGAUGUUUGACAGACAGCUGCAUCACCCAAUGGGAGGCAAGGGACAGCCCGUAAAAAAUAAAGGUGGUGUGCCAAUAGACAGUGAAAAGGAUGAAGCUUGGACUACUGAGUCAUUUUAACACUUUUAAAUGGUAAUAAACAUAAAAGAAAAAAAGGGACUUGAAACGGUUUUAAAAAGGGUGAAUAUCAACCUGAUUGACACGGGAUCACGAUGAUGUAUAUAAAGAUGUUGUGUACAGAAAUCAGGCAACCGAGGUCUUGUUAUAACCAGAGGCCCAUUGCUCUAUAUCACCUGAAGCUUCUGUGAAUUUGUUUCUUAUCUUAUUUUCAUCUCAAAAUGGAAGUGUGUUAAUAUAAAUGUCCUAAAGAACCGUACGGCUACGUAGCCACACUAUGUGUUUCUUUCUUUCAUAUUUUCCAAUCUCAGUUGUUAAAGCAAUAGUCUCUAACUGGUCUACAUAUAAUAUGUGUACUGUAUAUUGUGUGAAAUUGCACUGGGCGGGGGGGAGAAUUGUUAGACAUAUUCUUAUAUUCGUCAUCAAAGAAAGCGGCGCCCGCCACGGGUCUGUAAGAUUCUCGAUUUCCUCGUAAUAUAUUUACCUCGUAGUAGCUUCAUUGACUCAGCGGUUUUAGUCAACUUGGUGCUCACAGAAGGACAAUGGUUGGCUGGUGAUCAUAGUUCACAAAGAGUUUGCACUAAGCAUCUAUGAAUAACGUGGCAAUAAUGGGUAUCAUGCUAGCACGCUCUGUCUGGUAGCUUCUAAUGUCAGUCAGUCAGUGGUUUUUGCAUGUAGACACUAAACUCCCUCCUCACUCUUCACUUCUCUCUAAAUAUUGGCAACUAAACAAACUGUGAAAAUACACAUGAUAAGCUACAUCCUGUGCUGAGAACUUUAAACUGUGCAGCUUGUUAAAAAAAGUAUCUAAUUUAAUUACAGGUAAAAUAACAGCUACAUCUAUGCAAUGUAAUGCAAUCUAAAUCACUCUGUAAUGCAGCCUGACAGCCCUGCAAUAAGUACGACCUUUGUGAAGUUUAUAACGUUCAGUUUCUGUCACUGAGGUGCUGAUCCGACUCUCUGGUCAUUAUUGAGUCCAUAGUUUGUCAUGGUGCCGCAUUAGAUUGCAUUAUAUUGUGUAGGUUUUGCUUUUUCUCAUAUUCACCUCCCUUUGUUGGGGUUGCCCAAGCUCACAACAAGUGUCACUAUAUUGGUAGUUUUAGCUCCACAGCUCAUCAGUUAGUCCUUUGGUUGCUUUUCGUCAAAGUCAUGUGAAGCCAAAGUCUGCAUGCUAGCCUUACACAGUUUUUACGAUCCUGUAAUUUGUUCUCAGUGUUGACUGCAGGUUGAAUAUGGUGUCUCUGAGAGAAAAAAAAUUAGAUAAAGCUAGAUAAAAUUAGAGACCAUUUUGGGGUAGAAUCACUCCGGCUGCGAAUGUGGGCCAGGGACGUAAAAUCAGGGGGCCAGUCAUCCCUUACUUACUUCUUACACCCCCUACUUCAGAUGCCGUUACUCAGACUACCCCUUGUCUGCAAACUUAGCCUUCAUUGUGAUCCAGACACACACCUGUAAAGUUUCAUGACUGCAUCUUUCCACGGUUGUUACGAUAUUGUAGUGACAAAAUCUGUCCACAGACAGACAUAUUAACACCUCAAAGUACUCAGAUCACCUGUUUGGUCAUUUCCACUACACUUGGUUUCACAAGAUCACGUUUUGCCAUGAUGACUCACACACGGACUCACAAACUGAAAACAAUACCAAGACGUCUUUGUGGCGGGUAAAUGUUUUAUAUUCUGAUUUCCAGAUAUGGAGGGCCUUGUGUCUUCAUGAAUGGCUCUGGUAAUUUUAGGCACAAUUUCACCCAUUUUAUGACAGUUGCCAAAUUUAUAUAUAUCAACGAGGCCAAAACUCGUACAGACAGACAGAUAAUUUCUCCCUUUUAUUAUUGUGACCUAUCUGAGCUUCAGCAUGGCAAGUUCAAAUAAAAAUGUCACUUUUUUUUUUUUUUAAACUGAGGGUUUUGAGUCCCUUUGUCUCCUCCAUCCUUAAAAUCUAAGAUGGCAGCCGAUUUAGAUGUAACACUAUGACAGAUUACUAAAGGUUUAACCCCAAUCAGCACAUUGAACAUUUCUGCAAACCACAGAUUGGUUACAUUUGGCUAAUGUGAUUGAGUUUAGCCACAAAAACGAUAUGGUUAUGGCUAGGGAAAGAUCGUGUUUUGGCCAUGUUUGGUGGCAAAAAAGCCAGGAUGUUCGGUGGCUCAAAUGUUGGGACACACUGUGAUGUGCUGCUGAAAACAACCAUGUUUGGUGCCACGAAGACUGGUGGAGAUGCUGCGAAGGGUAGCUAAAAGACAACCAUCCACCAUUCCCUCCACCUUCCAGUCACAAAGUCAGCUCAUGUACUACAUCACAUGAAAAAUGUUAACAUAUGUAUAAAACAUGCCGAUGUAAUGUAUUUGUGGUUUGCAGAAACAUAAAAUUUUCUUCUACCGAUUGGGUUGUGCAACAAUAUAAUGAUACUUGUUUCUAAGAGCUUUAUGAACAAAAUUUACACCCUUGCACCAAGUUUCAUGAAAAAUCAAGUCAGUAGUUUUUCUGUAAUCCUGCUGACAAACGGACAAACAAACAAAACAAACCUUCUUGGCAGAGCCUCGGAGGUGAUAAUGACAGAAUAUAUCAGACUCAGAUUACAGCUCACUGAUGUCCACUGAUUUUAUUGCUCAUCUUUAAUGAAGGUGCUCAUCAUUCUGACUGGUACUGUAUGUUCAUUUCUGCAAACACUGACAAACUAAGUUAAUAAAUCUGUGUACUCCAGAAUGUGAUAGUAGACUUUUAUAGGCUAAUAUUUGUCAGUUAUAAACCAGUUGCCAAAUUAUUCAAAGAAAACAAUCAGAAUAAUGUGAUACAGCUGUAAACAUGUUGUCAUAAGAUCAAGAUAAUACAAUAAUCAGCUGCUUGUAGGCUUUUAGUGAGACACAUAUUGUCCCUUAUAAACACUUUAAAGUGUUUUAAAGUGCCAUUAGCUUGUGCCCAAACAAGAAGAAAACACGAAGCCAGGCGACCAGUAACUACAGACAUAGGCCACUUCCUACUCUUGAAAUGAUCCCCACAGGAACAGAUGCUAUUGAUUCACUGUAAUGUAAUGCAUAGAUAAUUAUAACCCAAUACAGCAGAGAAUACAAUUCCCAUGAUGCUCUUUUCCAAAUGUGUAGCCAGCUAAUCCGUCCCCAAUUGAAAUGAGGGAUGUGUCACAGCUGUACAGUAGCAAACCAAAGCAUAGUGUCUUCAGAUAAUGACAAACUGAUAAAACUGCAUUUUGAGCCAGACACUGAACAUGGAUGUUACUUAGACUGUUAUUAAUGGUUGUAGCUUCAUUCUGCUCAUCGUCCAGCUGUGCAUCGUUAAUUUUGAGCAUCCUCUAAGCCUAGGAUGGUGGUAACAGCUAAACAAGAUGAAAACCUUUUGUUGUCUUUGUUCAGUUGAUAUAUGCUUUUAUUAAACAUCUUUGUCGAUAUGAGACGCUGUGGAAAGUCUCAGCCUCACUAAGAGAUUUAACUACCAUUAAAAUGUGGUGUUUUCUAUUACCGUGGUUUAAAGGAACAGUGUGUAAGAUUUAGGGGGAUUUAGUGGCAUCUAGUGAUAAGGUUUGCAAAAUGCGACCAGCUGUAACUACUCCCGGUUAGAAUUCUUCAGUGUUCAUUGUUCAGGACGUUUUUACUGGAAGCUGAAUUAUCCACAGAGGUUUCUCCCUCUUACAAACAAACACACCCGGUGAUUUAAACUUGUAAAAAUACUAAAUAAAGCAGUUUCACAUUACAAAUCAGUGUUUUGCCAAUGCUGUUUGGCAUGUCAGGGAUGAGCCGUCAGCCCAGCACCUGCUUAUGUGCACUUACCUUUUUUCUCCAGUAACUUAAGAUCUAGACGUUUCAGAGGUUUUAACCAUGAGCCGAGUUAUUGGCAGAGGUCUGUUCCUCUCCAAAGCAAAUGAACUAAGUCAUUUAAACCGGUAAAACACUGAAUGAAGCAGUUUCACGCUGAAAUCAAUCCAGUCUGUUCUCACUCCCAACUCGUCAAAUACCGCAGCAUUGUUGACUGAUGUCUUUCUCCCUGAUUUUGUGUUUAGAUGGGCGGAUACAAUUUCAGAGUUAAAAAAAAACUCCCUACGUUGCAGAACCAAUAGUAAGUCCGCAGGGCGGUCCUUCGGUGGCUCGCUGAACUCUUGUGCUCGUAAACAUAGUCCGACUGUAGCCUCGCGUCACCAGGCUCUUGGUUUCUAUUCACUCUGAAUUUUGUCUGGAUUCCGGUUCCGGUCUAGAGAGCGGAUGCCAAAUUCACCAAAUUCACCAAAGUAAAAGUGUUCACCAAAGUAAAACUUUAAAUUCUGGCGCACCGUCGAUUUGGGGUGAUGAGGGGUGUAAGAAAAUCGAUUAACUUAAUGGCUUGGGGCUUUUCUUGUAAAUUAUGUUCUUUAAAUUAAAGUUUCACUGCAUUUUUAUUAGCUUGGUGCUUUUAUUUUGACGGAAAGGUGCAUCCAUCGAAUUCCGGAUCCUGUCUCACUCGCCCUGGUUCCGGUUCCUUACCAAAACGGCCACUAACAGCCCCAGACUAGUCCGACUGCGUUAAAAGUUUUAAACAAAGUCGCUGUAAGUGCUUCAUUUCCACAAUCUUGUGGAUUGAGCACAGGUUUGAUAAAACGGAGUAUAAUCUCUCGGCAUCCAUUUUCAAGCUCUCUGUGUGUUUGUUUCCUUGCGGACGAGAAAAGGGGGAGUCCACAUUUCCAGGAGGGCAUGUCCUUCUAAAAAAUGCAAGAGGCAUUGCUUUGUUGCCGGCCGUUUUCUCCAGUGUGUUAAGCACACUUUAGAAAUGAGUGUCCCCAGACUAUCAGAAGGUGGAGAUCUUUGAUUGUCUGGUGGCGAGACUAGAUAAGCACUGGCAAGCAACUACUGUAAUAUAAAGAGCAACAUUGUCUGUAUAGGGACAGAUGGGUAAAACAAACUCCGGACUUUCACCCAGGAGCCUGCUGUUCUGUUACCCCGUGAAUUUUGAGAUAUUGUUCUAAACCUAGCCAUGUACUUUUGUUGACUAAAUCUAAGAAAAUCGACCUAAAAAUGAGGCAUUUUACCAACGUUCAAGCUUCUUUUGAAAAGAAAUAAUGCAUGUAACACGGAGAGAUUGACACACUGUCCGUUAACAUCCAAAACAGAUGCAGGAGGGCACCUUGCUUGUCAUCUUUUGACGUGUAUGUCCACUAACAAAGCAGCAGUAUUUGGGGCGCCUUCUAGCUCACUGGGUAGAGCAUGUGCCCCAUAUAGACUGAGGCCUGAGCAGUAACCCGGGUUUUAUGCAAACUUGUGGCCCUUUGCUGCGCAUUUCCCCUGUUUCCUGUCACUCUCCAGCUGUUCUUUAAUAAAGGCAAAAAGCCCCAAAAAAAAAUAUUAUUAUUUUUUAUUUUUUUUUAUUUUUUUUUUAAACAGCGGUAUUUUACAAGUUCAGGAUAAAAACAUGUUGGAAACAUCAGUGUUUUUCCGACACUCUCAUCGCGGAGAGGCUCCGAACUGUGGUAGCUUACCAAGAACAGAAAAAUGCACAUGGCCCUAUCUAGAGCCAGUGUUUAGUUUGUCCAUUCUGGGCUACUGUAGAAACAUGGUAGUGCAACAUGGUGGAUGCCGUGAACGAGGACCUGCUCCCUAUGUAGAUAUAAACAGCUCAUUGUAAGGAAACGAAACCACAGUGAUUUUUAUUUUGAGGUGAUUACACACUAAAGAAACAUACUUAUUGUUAUAUGCCAUUUCUGCCACUAUGUCCCCAUAAAUCCUGGUAACACUGGACCUUUAAGGAGAUUGUUGAAGAACAUGUUCUGGCCCAAACAUGCAAACUGACCUUCCUGUCUCUGCACUUGGAAGACUGAUGGCAGAUAAUUGUUUCCCAACUUUCCCUUCUUCCCAAAUUAAUAUAAGAAAAUAAAAGAAAAAUGCUUAAUUUAUUUCCAGAGUUCUAAAACGGUUCGACUACAUCCAAUUAAUUCUAAUUGUCUCCUAAGCUGAAAUUCUCAAUAGAAAUGGAGCAAUUAAAUUUCUGCUUUGGCUCUACCUUGGGGACGAGAGACGUUUUAUUUCGGUUGACGGCGGGGAGGGUUUGUCUAAACCUUUACAAAGGCGAUUUCACGGGUGUCUGUAAUAGUUUCAUAACAAGAGCGAUCACUGGGCUAUGCAAGGCGAAUAUGGCCACCUCUGUUCCUUGUGUUGUGGAGCUUCAAACUGACAUUUAGUUGUGCUUUUUGUUUACACCGUGGACGAACUGUACAGUGCUGUACGCUGCAAAUGUGUCGUGCAUAUUCACCAUGCUAUACUGUAGCUGCUGUGCAUUGAUAGAGCUAUGAGCAUUUGUUUAAUUUAAUGAAUUUCUCAUGAUGUAUCAGCAACACACAUUUAGAGCCCACCUGAGUAGCUGUAUGAUAUAAACCACUGUAUUGAGUCAUGUGUUAUAUUUGGUCUGAGGUGGGAUAUCUUUUUCUUUCCUGUGUCUUUGUGUCUCUCGCUGCUGAAACACACUCUGUGUUAUCAUCGAUUUUGGUUAUCAGCACAGCAGGACGUAUAGCGAGUGAAGUCGUCUAGACCCUAUACCUCAAUUCAUAUUUUGAAAAUUACACUGGGUUUGGAAACGGGCCAUGGGUCCCUCCUGGGAAUCAGUGGCACAGAAAUAAAGUGACAUCACUGACUGGGUAUUAAAAAAAAUGUAGAUGAACCUGCUGCAAUUGGGGAGCACAUUCCUCGGAGGAAAAAGCUGCUUAUUCGCUGUUCCAUUUGCGGACUUAUCUUAUCUCCAUGCACUCUGAGAUGACGAGAUUUACAUAAAACAUGGAGGAACCUCCCUGGCCGUUCUGGUCCGCGGUGUAUAAAGGACCCUGCUAGGUGUAUGUACCGUAGACAUGUGAUUACCCAAGAGGUUUACUCCCCUCAAAAGCAAUAUGUUAGCAAUUGUGAUAUAUGAAUCAAGUUAAAAGGGAGCUUUGGUUCAUUUUAAUUAUAAACUUACCCCAUGCUUGGAAAAGGACAGGGUAACUAUGCACACACGGUCCUGGGGAGACAGAGGGGGGGAUAAAAUGUGAACAUGUUGGGAUGAAGAAGCAAAAAGCCAACUGAAGCUGGGUUUCACUGGACAGUAUUGUGUGGCAUUUUUCUUGUGUUUUGUUUGUUGUGUUCAUGCCUAAUGUACCCAUGUGUAAAUAUAUGCUUUUUUUGGAGUGAGUCAGAUCUAACAGUGCACUGAAUGUACAGUGACAAUAAAAUCACAUGGU
Epinephelus moara (kelp grouper) is the source of this 9436-nucleotide messenger RNA. It is a transcript of the gene esrrgb, whose product is annotated as estrogen-related receptor gamma b. NCBI's taxonomy places the organism in Eukaryota, Metazoa, Chordata, Actinopteri, Perciformes, Serranidae. Gene Ontology annotation, molecular function: DNA-binding transcription factor activity; steroid binding; sequence-specific DNA binding. Gene Ontology annotation, cellular component: nucleus. The coding region runs from base 761 to 2131 and encodes 456 amino acids. The record is from RefSeq and is a predicted model, not a curated record. The transcript is spliced from 7 exons. Gene Ontology annotation, biological process: regulation of DNA-templated transcription.